UUUUCACUCGGGCACUGGUCAGCGCAGUUUUCCCACUUAGCCGUUCCUCCUUUUAUGGAAUGAGGAGGAGAGGCGCAAGGAAACAAGGAAACUUCGAGAGCGAAGGAGCUCUGAUCUUGCUCCUGGUAGCAUUGGCUCCUGUUAUCUGCUCCGCUGGAAUCCUGGACCCGUGGCAAUGGGCACGGAGCGACAGGAUAGAAGUCAAUAUCCCAUGGUUGCCAUUUGAGAACGAGACGCGCUGCUAUGAUGAACUUGGCUGCUUAAACAUCACACGAAGUUGGUAUCAUCUUAUUCACCGACCUCUCAAUGUUUUCCCUCUGCCUCGGGAGGUUAUAAAUACUCGAUUUAUACUUUAUACCAACGAUAAUCCCACUGAAGGCCAAGUGUUAAUCGUAGGAAAGGAUAAGUCCAUCAAGCGUUCCAACUUCAGUGCGAAGAGAAAAACGAAGUUCAUUAUACACGGAUUUAUAGACACGCCACUUAGCAACUGGGUGAAGGAAAUGAGAAACGAGCUACUGAGGCAUGGCGACUACAAUGUAAUUAUCGUUGACUGGGCUGGCGGCAGUUUACCCCUCUAUACCCAGGCUACCGCCAACACGAGGCUCGUCGGUCUCGAGAUCGCCCACCUCGUCAAGCAUCUCCAGAAUAAUUAUGGCGUCGACUUGAGUGAUGUACACCUGAUCGGGCACAGCCUUGGCGCUCACACGGCCGGUUACGCAGGUGAGAAGCUGAACGGGAACAUCGGACGCAUCACCGGACUCGAUCCGGCCGAGCCUUACUUCCAGGGUAUGCCCAGUCACUUGCGGCUGGACUACACCGAUGCCCAACUCGUCGACGUCAUCCACACGGACGGGAAGAGCAUUUUCUUUUUAGGGUACGGUAUGAGCCAACCGUGCGGGCACCUCGACUUCUACCCCAACAAUGGCAAGGAGCAGCCGGGUUGCACGGACUUAAGCGAGACAACGCCUUCGCUGCCCUUAACGCUGAUUCGCGAGGGUCUCGAGGAGGCCUCACGCGUUCUCGUCGCCUGCAACCACGUGCGCGCCAUUAAGCUCUUCAUCGAGAGCAUAAACGGCAAGUGCCAGUAUAUCGCUCACGAGUGCGGCAGUUACGCGAGCUUCCUCAGGGGCGAGUGCUUCUCCUGCAAGAGCAACAACAGCCUCGGCUGUGGCAUCAUGGGCUACCACGCGGACAGCAGUCCCGCCCUCGUUAGAAGGCAGCAGAUGGGCCAGGAUAUGUCGGCCCUUCUCGGCUCCAAGUUCUUCUUCUCCACGGGCAAGGAUGAUCCUUACUGUAGACGACACUACAGAAUAACAAUUAAUUUGGCCAGGCCACCCACUGCUGAAAGUUGGGUGCAAGGAUACAUGAAAGUCACGCUCCACGCGGAUAAUGGCGUAAUACGUAACAUGGAUUUAACUCCAAGUGGUUACAUGAAGCUGGAGCACGGGACGACGACGCGUAUGGUAGUCGCGCACCCGGGAGGCUCGACCGGCGAGAUCGGCAAGGUGCGACGGGUGGAGCUCUCCUGGGCCUAUGACAUGGACGUCCUGCAGCCCCGUUCGCUAUGCUUCUUCUGGUGUAACGACCGGCUCUACAUUAACAGCGUCGUCGUAGACGUGAUGGAGCUGCCGGGCAGAGGGAAACGCGAGGCCGACUUCUCGAGCAAGCUCUGUUCGGCGAGCAGACAGGAGUACGCGGAGAUAGCGAGCGGCUCAACUGCCUCCUUCCUCGACAACUGCUGACCAAGGUGCAUCGCGGCAUCGUGGAGGUCCGCUCACCUGUAUAUCUUGUAAAUAAAGUAACCCGAGAAAUUUGCGACGGAUCGUGGCGCGGCGCAUUCUACAAUCGCUUAUGCGCACACUCUGAAUUCCUUGGAGGUCUGCCUACAUUUCGCCUCUUUCGCCUCAUUCUUUAUUUCUCUUAUAGAGAAGGAGUUUUUCGACGCGUCUGUUUCUUAUUGGAGGAGACUUUUCACGAA
Molecule: messenger RNA, 1978 nt
Organism: Ceratosolen solmsi marchali
Lineage: Eukaryota; Metazoa; Arthropoda; Insecta; Hymenoptera; Agaonidae
Product: pancreatic triacylglycerol lipase
Exons: 10
Coding region: 60-1742 (560 amino acids)
Biological process (GO): lipid catabolic process
Molecular function (GO): serine hydrolase activity; triacylglycerol lipase activity
Source: RefSeq, a predicted model, not a curated record